Messenger RNA from Zingiber officinale, 742 nucleotides. RefSeq lists its product as uncharacterized. NCBI's taxonomy places the organism in Eukaryota, Viridiplantae, Streptophyta, Magnoliopsida, Zingiberales, Zingiberaceae. The record is from RefSeq and is a predicted model, not a curated record. The coding region runs from base 45 to 572 and encodes 175 amino acids. The transcript has a single exon.
GAAGAAGUAGUGCAGUCAAAUCGAACCACGCGAUUAAUGCGACCAUGAAUUGGAAUUGGGCGAGGCGAAGAAGCUCCGCCGCCGACGCCGAUCGCCUGGCGAUGCCCAAGGCGUCCGCUUGGGCGUGGUACAACUACAAGCACGGCUCCGGCGCCGUCGACGCCCGCGACACCGUGUCGGAGACCGACCUAAGCCGACUCAAUCACCGGCGGCCGCGGCUGCCGUCGCGGUUCAAGAGAGAGGCUAUCACCACCGGCUCCACGGCGACGGCGGAGGAGGAGGAGGAGGAGCCCGGAACGGCCGGCGUCGUGCCGUUGAUGGACUCGUACGAGAUAGAGAGGAUAACGAGGGAGCUGGAGAGGAUCAUCGGCGGCGGCGGAGCCCGGCGGAGGGAGGCGGCGGCAGCCACGGCCACUCCGCCCCCGUCCUGCUCUGCUUUCCCUGCGAUGAUGCUGAGGAGAAAGGCAGGCAAGACAUGGGCGCGCCAUGCCGUCGGAAUAUGCGGGGUGGCAAGGGACGCGGUGAAGGCACAGUCGCCGGCAGAUCGUCGGCGAGAAAAGCCAGUACGGUAACUUCGAUAGUAGCGACUUGCUUUUUUAAAAUUUAUUUACUCACUUUCGAGUUUGCUCCUUUUUUCCAUUCAAAUUUGAUAAAUCUCCUGUAAUAGAUCAUCAUUUAGCUUAAUCUAAACUCAAGUUUGAUAAAAAAAAAUAAUAAUAACGAUGUCCUGUAUUUUUUGUGA